AUGGCGAUGGAUCUGACGUCAGCUCUCUUGGGUGCUGUCGUGAUCUUGAGUGUCCUGAGCGAGGUUGAAGUGAUGCGCACCAUGGCACGGAAGGAUUUCAUCAGUUGGGAUGAUGUGAGAGUGAAUGAGCAAGAGUACGAAAGCAUGAUCCGGGAGGAGUUGUAUUCGAGAAAAGGUCGGCCUAAUCGAAGCGGAGUGAUCCUCGUCGACAAGAACGGCCGCGGCGACUCCAUCACAGUUCAAGGUGCGGUCGACAUGGUUCCGGAGAACAACUCGCAGAGAGUGAAAAUUCUCAUCCUUCCAGGAACCUACAGAGAGAAGGUUCAUGUGCCAAGUUCCAAGCCAUACAUUUCCUUCAUUGGGGACGAAGAUCAAAGCUCAAAAACCACAAUCUCCUGGCACGACAAAGCUUCUGACAAACAGACCGAUGGCUGCGAACUGGGAACCUACAGAUCAGCCUCCGUGACUGUAGAAUCUGAUUUCUUUUGCGCAACCGGAAUCACCUUCGAGAAUACAGUGGUUGCAGUCCCAGGGGGUUAUGGAAUGCAAGCGGUGGCUCUAAGAGUCUCAGGAGAUAAAGCCAUGUUCUACAGAGUGAGGGUGUUGGGGACACAGGACACACUCCUAGAUGACACUGGCUCCCAUUACUUCUACCAGUGCUACAUCCAGGGAAGCGUGGACUUCAUCUUUGGCAGAUCAACAUCACUGUACGAGGAGUGCGUCAUUCACUCGACGGCGACGAAUUUCGGGGCGAUCGCGGCUCAUCACAGAGAUUCACCGAGCGAUCACUCGGGGUUUUCUUUUGUCAAUUGCGUCAUCAACGGAACCGGCAACAUCUACUUGGGGAGAGCAUGGGGAGACUAUUCGAGAGUAGUGUACUCCUAUUGUUACCUCGAUAACAUCAUAACGCCUCCGGGAUGGAGCGACUGGAACCACCCUUACAGGCAAAAGACGGCGGUGUUCGGGGAGUACCAGUGCAGCGGCAGAGGAGCUGACACAAGGGGGCGAGUGCCAUGGUCGAAAACGUUCAGUCACGAGGAAGCGAGAGGGUUCCUCGAUAAGAAAUUUAUUCAAGGAGAUCGAUGGCUCAGGCUCUGA
Eucalyptus grandis is the source of this 1098-nucleotide messenger RNA. RefSeq names its product pectinesterase QRT1. Gene Ontology annotation, biological process: cell wall modification. Gene Ontology annotation, molecular function: pectinesterase activity. The record is from RefSeq and is a predicted model, not a curated record. NCBI's taxonomy places the organism in Eukaryota, Viridiplantae, Streptophyta, Magnoliopsida, Myrtales, Myrtaceae. Bases 1 to 1098 code for a protein of 365 amino acids. The transcript is spliced from 5 exons.